AUGGGGAAGUCCACCCUUUUAGGGGCACGGGUCAGAGAUGAGUCGUUUCCGGCCGAGUCAUUCGCGCCAAAGAUUCAAAUGCAGAAGUACGUUGCACCGAAGCAGCUUCCGCGUAACGUUGCAAUGGAGCGACGCAGGCGGCAGUAUAGAAAUCUGCGGAUGCCGAUGGCCUUGAGACAGGAAAAAAUUCGUUCCCGGGAGUUACUGCCCCCGGAAGUGGUUUGUCCUUUUUCGUCAAAAAAUGACAAAUACGGGCUGUACCCCACGGUCAAUUAUCUGCCGCUCAAAUUCUUCGACGACGAAGAAUUCGACUGCAGAACAACAGACGACUGGGUGAACCUUAACGCGAUCGACGGGAUCCGGCAUCCCAUUCCUGCCGAGGUAUUCGUCGAGAGACCGGAAAAGCUGAGAAUUUCUUCCGACGCCAACGACGAGGAUGCUUUGGACAAUUUAUACGAAUGGUGUAACGCGGCAAUCACCGAUUACGACCCACGGAGAAAAUUGUGGUCGGUCUUCACUUUGGACGGCUACAAAAGAACCUUCGUCAUCCCUAGAAUUUACAUACGCUUUUAUGCGGAAGACUCGAGGACCUCAGCGAAAAGAAUCGGAAAUGCGUUGGCAGCCAGGCGAAAAGCGGAGGCUUGUAUCAGGUACAAUUUUUACGUCGACUGCAUGCACCUCGAGGGUAUUCCACCUUACCCGGAAAAAGAGUUCUACGAGGCGACAGCUAAGGCACUCGGACAUGGCAAGCAGAAAUACGCCAGCAAGAAUUUAACGAACGUAAUGAGCGAAAUAACUCUUGACUACAAACGAACGAUGUGCGACUUAAAGUGGAGGCAAAUGAUCGACUGUCAUCCGAAGCUGUUCACAUUUAUCACGCAGACGGCAUUGCAGGAAGAUGAACACGCGGUUCCAGCAACUGGAAGGAAAACGAAGGAGUUUUUCCACUGGGUCGUUCUCUACGUACGUCCAGAGAUACAUGAAGCCAUGUCUUGCAUAGUUUUCGAGUCAAUGAAGGCCGGGGCGGGAUCCCUCUUCAUAUCAAAUUACGGCAAGUCCAUGACCCUCGUAGAAUUCGAACAGCUGCAAACGCAGACCAUGGUUACGGUAAUCAAAGACCUCAAAGAGCCAUGGUUGGAAAAAAUAACACAAUCGGUUCGAAUGUGUCUCAGAGACAUCGGCAAAGGUUGGUUCAACCUUGAGCAGAAGGACCAUGACGUUUACGACGUUAUGAAGCUGAAAAGGUUCAUGACCUUGACAAUGCUUCGUAUGCAGAAUGGUCUGCGAAACCUGGUAGAAAAUUCGAUGUCUCUUUACCUCUACAUGCUGGAAACUCCGGCACUUUGUACUCUCGACGUAUGCGAUGAUUUUGUCUGGGGCGAUAACUUGGUGAUAACGCAAUUCAAACCCAGCAAUUAUCCGAUAUUCAACAUUGAGCUUCGUAUGGAUGAAAGUGGUGCGGUCUACUCUACUAAUUUGGACCAGUUCCGGACGACGAUUAUACAUCUAUUCGACAACGCGCUUACCAUGUGUCAUCAGAUUAGACAGGUCCAUCCGUUUCUAUUGCGGCAUCUGAAGUUUCCUGCCGAUUUGCUUCUGUGUUCUGUUGGGUUAUUGGAAAAGCCUGUUUGCGAUGUUCGCGAUCGUCUGAAUCUCAUUUAUUCGAAAGCAUUAAUACCGCUGAGAGCUUACGCCAAGGAAUUCCAAAAAUAUCUCGAAUUUUAUAUGUUGCCGGUAACGCAGUACAUCAAGAAUUUUAAUGAAGAGAACCGCCCCGUAAUCGAGUUCAAGGAUGAAAUAUCCUUCCAUUUCCGUAUGAAGCAUAGUCUCGAGAAGACCUUGCCGUCCAAUAUUUGGAUCGGUCCGUUCAACGUGAACGUUCGACCUCUGAAGUCGUUCUUGAUAGACAAGCGACUGGACCUAGCCACAAGGCUGCUCAACAUGUUCACAGCGCGACUUCAUUUUCAAAUCGAUGAAAUAUUAAGCGAGUACAAAAACAUUCAGAAGAAAUUGAAAGAUGAGCCGUUCAACAUAGAGCGGGUAUUCGAAAUGCGGGAAUGGAUGGAAACGAUACCGCUAACCGUCAAAGGUUUGGACGACACUGUCCAGAAACUGAAACUUGAAUACGACGUACUCGAUCAGUUCUGGUGGAAUUUGUCAGACGAGGAAUUCGCUUUGAAAUACGAGGCUAUUGGAUUCCCGCUUCAAAUUCAGAUACAGGUGGACGAGACCCUAGACUUUCUUCUCGAAGCGCAGGAAAGGUUUUACAAAGUUCAAUUAACGGACGAGGCUAAUCUUUUGGAGAGAAUAGACGGGCUGAUGGGAAACGUGACAAAUAUAGCUUUGCAGCGUGACAUUAACAAGACCCACGAGAUGGCGAUCGACGUCAAGAGGGUUUGGAAGAUCAUUAAGGAGUGCCAGGAGCAGGGUCUGUUACUCAACGAGAGGCAGAAGCUUUUCGGGAUUCCAGUAACGCCCUACGAACACCUCAGUAAACUGAUUACGGAGUUUGACCCUUACAAGACCCUAUGGAUAACCGCUUCCGACUGGCUGAAGUGGUACGAAAUAUGGAUGGAAAAUCCUCUGGUGACCAUCGAUGGGUCUCAGAUCGAGGCGAUGGUCGCUGACAUGUUCAAGAGUAUGACGCGCUGCAUGAAGAUAUUCAACGAGCAGCCCGAAAUCCAGUAUAUGGCGAGUGAAAUCAGGGAACAAAUCGACGUUUUCCGACCCUUCAUUGGCCUGAUACAAGCUUUGCGCAAUCCCGGAAUGCAGCCGCGGCACUUUGUGGAAUUGAGCGACCAAACGGGGAUUCAAAUAUCUCUGACUCCGACCUUGACAUUAAAGAAUUGCAUCGUACUCGGCUUGACGGAUUUCGAGGAGACGGUGAAGAAAGUCGCGGAGGGUGCCGCGAAGGAACACUCGAUCGAGGAAUCUCUCGACAAAAUGCUCGCGGAGUGGCAAAACGUUGUGCUGGAGUUCAUCCCCCACAAGACUGCGGAUACCGAUGUAUUGAAAAUCGCCGACGAGAUAAUCAUGAUGCUGGAUGACCAUGUUCAGACGACGCAGCAAAUCAGCUUCAGUCCCUUCAAGACUGCCUUCGAAGAAAGGAUUGCCGACUGGGACAACAAGCUCAAGUUAAUCCAGGACGUUUCCGUCGCCUGGCUGGAGGUGCAAAGAGCAUGGCUGUACCUUGAACCAAUAUUCACGUCGGAAGAUAUCAGCCGUCAGCUGCCUGUCGAGUCAAAAAAAUACAACGUCAUGGAGAGAAAUUGGAAACGGAUAAUGAAGGCGGCUCACGCUUGUCCGACGAUCAUAGAAAUUUGUCCGGAUCCAAAUCUUCUGGAGAGUCUUAAGGAGUGUAUGAGUCUUUUGAACGUCGUGCAGAAGGGUCUGUCGGACUACCUCGAGACGAAGCGCAUGCUCUUCCCAAGGUUCUUCUUCCUCAGCGAUGACGAGCUUCUCGAGAUAAUCGCGCAAUCCAAAAACGUACACGCCGUUCAACCCCACCUGAAAAAAUGCUUCGAAAAUAUUCACAAGCUGAAGUUCGAGAGCGAUCUAACAAUUACGAACAUGUACUCCGCCGAAAACGAGGAGGUCACUUUCCAACCGGCGAUUCUUCCCACCGGUAACGUCGAGGAUUGGCUCGGGCAAGUUGAGGAGGCCAUGAGGGACACCUUGAGGUGCAUAAUCGGCGACGCUCUUGAACAGGUUGAGUCCAAGCCGAGGAAGGAAUGGGUCUACAUGUGGCCGGGUCAAAUUGUCCUCUGCGGAGGACAGACAUCCUGGACAGCGCACGUCGAGGAGGGAAUAAGGACUCAGACCCUCAAGAAUUAUUACCACCAAAUGCUGAAACAGCUCGAUGACCUCCGCGACUUGGUGCGAGGUAAUCAGACCGAGAUCCAGAGGAUGAUACUUGAGGCGGUUAUUGUGAUUGAAGUUCACGCCAGGGAUGUCCUGGCGAAAUUGGUCCUUGAAAAUAUCACGAACGCUAACGACUUCGACUGGAUAUCGCAGCUUCGUUAUUACUGGGUCGACGACGAGGACCUCAAGGUCCGAGCUGUCAAUGCUGAAUUUCCUUACGGGUACGAGUACCUCGGUAACAACGGGCGACUGGUCAUCACGCCGUUGACGGAUCGUUGCUAUCUCACCCUGACCGGUGCACUGCAUUUGAAAUUUGGUGGGGCACCAGCCGGACCCGCUGGGACCGGAAAAACUGAGACAACGAAAGACCUUGCGAAGGCUUUCGCGAUACAGUGCGUGGUCUUCAACUGCUCCGAUCAACUUGACUUCAUGUCCAUGGGGAAGUUCUUCAAAGGAUUGGCCAGUUCUGGUGCUUGGGCUUGCUUUGACGAGUUCAAUCGAAUCGACAUCGAAGUACUUUCCGUUAUCGCACAGCAAAUAUUGACCAUACAAAAGGCUCAGCAGAUUUCAGCAAGCAGAUUCAUCUUCGAAGGAGUUGACCUUCUGCUGAGGCCGUCCUGCGCGGUUUUUAUCACUAUGAAUCCAGGAUACGCCGGUCGUACGGAACUUCCGGAUAAUUUGAAAGCGUUGUUCCGUCCGGUAGCUAUGAUGGUACCGAAUUACACGCUGAUUGCCGAGAUAUCUCUGUUCUCCUUUGGAUUCUCGAACGCUAAGCAGCUGGCUGGAAAAAUAACGUCAACGUUCAAACUGAGCUCGGAACAGCUUAGCGUUCAGGAUCAUUAUGACUUCGGCAUGCGAGCGGUAAAGACGGUGAUAGCAGUCGCUGGGAAUCUGAGACGCGAGCAACGCGACAUGACUGAAGCGCAGAUCUGUUUACGCGCGCUGCGGGAUGUGAACGUGCCGAAGUUUCUCAAGGAUGACUUGAAGCUGUUCAACGGUAUCGUUUCGGACCUUUUCCCGAAGAUGAUCGAGCAGGCCGUGGACUACGGAAUCCUGGAGGCAAGCAUUCGGAAGUCGGUCAAGAGUAAAGGGCUACAGGACGUCGACGAGUACGUACAAAAGGUGAUUCAGCUUUACGAGACGACGGUUGUGAGGCACGGUUUGAUGCUGGUGGGGCCAACAGGAUCCGGAAAGACGAAGUGUUACGAAAUCCUGAAAGACGCCUGCACAAAUCUGAAGGGUAAACCACAGCCGAGUGGAAAGCCGUUUACUCCCGUGCACACGUUCGUUUUCAAUCCAAAGUCGAUCACGAUGGGUCAGCUCUACGGUGAAUACGACAUCAACACCCACGAAUGGACUGACGGUAUCCUGUCGAACAUGAUACGAGCCGGGACGACGGCUGCAGAUGAAGACAAACGAUGGUACGUAUUUGAUGGGCCGGUCGACGCUGUGUGGAUAGAGAACUUGAACACGGUACUUGACGACAACAAAAAGCUCUGUCUGACUUCCGGGGAGAUUAUGAAACUCGUGCCAACCCAGACGAUGAUGUUCGAGGUCGCCGAUCUGCGCGUCGCGUCACCAGCUACCGUGUCCAGGUGCGGAAUGGUUUAUCUUGAGCCAGGAGUCGUCGGUCUUCAACCGUUCAUCGAUUGCUGGAUCAGAGCUCUGCCGGAGAACAUGCAGAGCUUUGCCGAGACACUGUCGAAUCUUUCCUACUACUUUAUUUUCCCUGGAUUGAAACUCCUGCGGCAACAGCUUCACGAAAUCAUCGAAACCGUGGACAGCGCGAUGGUCACGUCGUAUUUUAACCUUCUCCAAUAUCGUAUCGGACCCAUGGCAGGUCGGGAUGGAAAAGCGCCACCGUCCCUUGUCUUCCAAAGACUGAUACCAAAACUCAUCUCGCCCUGGGUCGCUUUUUCUGUGGUCUGGAGUCUCGGGGCGACAUGCGACCAUAAAGGACGUCGCAUCUUUAAUGAUUGGAUGCGAAGAAUGCAGAAGGACGGAAAGCACGAGAUGCAGUUCCCCGCCGAAGGGAUGGUUUACGACUACAGGCUUCACGACGGUGGGUUCACGGAUCCGAUAACUGGUACCGAGCCCGUUGCGCCAACGUGGGUGAAAUGGCUCGACGAUAUUCCCUCGAUAAAAAUCACAUCCGAUACAAAAUUCGAAGACAUGGAGGUGCCGACUAUCGACAACGUGCGAAACGCGGCGCUCGUCGGGUACCUUCUCGUCAACGACAAUCACAUACUCUGCGUCGGGCCCACCGGAAGUGGAAAGACCCUCACUGUGUCGAACAAGCUAGCUCGAAACAUGCCAAAGAAAUACAUCUGCGAUUUCAUUACCUUUUCCGCCCGCACAUCGGCCAAUCAGACCCAAGACCUGAUCGACUCGAAGUUGGAAAAACGACGAAAAGGUGUCUACGGCCCUCCCAUACUUAAGAAGCAAGUUUUUUUUAUAGACGACCUCAAUAUGCCCACUCUGGAGAUAUAUGGCGCCCAACCACCCAUCGAACUGAUUCGGCAGUUCAUGGAUUUCAGCGGGUGGUAUGAUCGAACGGAAAUUGGCCAGUUCCACCUGAUUUACGACUGCAACUUCGUGGCGGCCAUGGGACCUCCAGGUGGCGGACGUAACCCGGUGACGACGCGUCUGACCCGCCACCUUCACCACCUCGCCUUCACAGAAAUGGAGGACGAUGUCAAGAAAAACAUUUUUGGCACGAUUCUAAAUUCUUGGCUCGUAAGGACGGAGGAUCUGCAAGAACUGUUGGAUGUUACGGUGACCGCGACUCUCCAUGUAUAUAAUAUUAUCAUAUCUGAGUUGCUUCCCACACCCGACAAGUCUCACUAUACCUUCAACCUCAGGGAUUUGAGCAAAGUGUUUCAAGGAAUUUUGAUGGCCAACCCGGAUAAGAUGCUGAGAGUGGAAGAAUUUAUGACGCUGUGGUAUCACGAGAAUAUUCGAGUCUUCAGCGAUCGGCUGGUGAACGACACGGAUCGAGCCUGGUUUGACAACCUGCUCAGACAGAUACUGGAGAAGCGGUUUAACUGUGAUACGGAUAAUGUUAUCGGCAAUGGAAUUUUACUGUACGGAGAUUUUAUAGAUUCCUUCGGCCAGUACGUCAAAGUAACCAGCAUGGCUAAGCUGGAACAAGUUCUUCUGAACACUCUCGAGGAGUUCAACAUAGCAACGACAUCGCCGAUGAAGUUGGUUUUCUUCGAGGAUGCAAUGGGGCACAUCUGUCGGAUAGCGCGUAUCCUGCGCCAGCCAAGGGGAAACGCUCUGCUACUGGGAAUGGGUGGCUCAGGUCGCGCGAGCCUUACGAAACUGUCCUCUUUUAUAAUGGAGUACGACUGUUUUCAAAUCGAACUCAGCAAGGCCUACGGCAACAACGAAUGGCGGGAGGACAUCAAGACUAUGAUGCUGAAGGCCGGGACGAAACGACAUACCAUAGUUUUCCUGUUCUCGGAUAGUCAAAUAAAGAACGACUCCUUCCUCGAGGACUUGAAUAACAUACUGAACUCCGGUGACAUUCCAAAUAUCUACGCGCCGGAGGAACUCGAUAUAAUAUACCAAGUUAUGCGUGUCCCGACCCAGGAGGCAGGCUUACCUUUGACGAAGAGCAACCUUUUCUCAGCGUAUCUCAAGACCGUUCGCAGUAAUCUUCAUACCGUAGUCACUAUGAGUCCACUCGGUGAAAUAUUUCGGGCUCGAUUGAGGCAGUUCCCGGCCCUGGUCAACUGCUGCACCAUCGACUGGUUCAGCGCCUGGCCUUCGACGGCGCUUGAGCACCUGCGUCAUCUUGUCCGAUUUAUGUUACUUAACCACGGCAUCGAUCAUUUGCAGAGCGUAGCGCUGCAGUACCUUAGCGAAAUCGACGACACCAGCAUCUCGGGAAGCGCGCUUCCGUACAUCGUGAAGACAUGCCAGUUCAUGCAUUCCAGUGUCAUACAGGCCAGUGCUGACUUCUUGCAGGAAUUAUCUCGGCACAACUACGUGACGCCCACUUCGUACUUGGAGUUACUAUCGAGCUACACAGUCCUGGUUAAGCAAAAGAAGGAAGACCUCUUCACGCGGGUGAAUCGUCUGUCAUUGGGACUUGACAAGUUGGCGUCGACCCAAGUCGAGGUGCAGGAAAUGCAAACGAUCCUCACUGGGAUGAAGCCUGAACUCGAAAAAGCCAGCGCCGCGACUGCCGCAAUGAUAAAAAGGAUAACCGCAGAUACGAUUGAGGCGGAGAAAACGAAGCUUUUGGCCUUAGAGCAGGAAAAAGAAGCAUCCCGCGUCAAGGAGAAAUGCGAGGCGAUCAAGGAAGAGGCCGAGACCGAUCUGAGCGAAGCUAGACCGAUGCUCGAGGAGGCCGAGGCGAGCUUAAAAGCCUUGAACAAGGGGGACAUAACGGAAGUGAAAGCCAUGAAGCGACCGCCGGUGGGCGUGGUCCUGGUCAUCGAGGCGAUCUGCAUAAUAAAGGACGUCAAACCGCUCAAACUGCCCGGAAAAAUGCCCGGUGAAAAGGUAAUGGACUAUUGGACGCCGGGUAUUCAGAUGCUCGCCGACGCUGGGCACUUCUUAAACUCCCUUGCGAACUUCAACAAGGAGGACAUAACCGCGGAUAUGAUAAAAAAGCUCCAGCCGUACGUUGAAAAUCCAGCUUUCGAACCGCAGCAGGUGAUCCAGGUCUCCCGAGCUUGUCACUCCCUCUGUCUAUGGGUCCAUGCCAUGUACAAUUACUACUUCGUCAACUUGAAAGUCGCCCCGAAGAUGGAGGCGCUCGCUCGGGCCGACGAAGCCCUCGGCGAGACUAAGAAGACGUUGGCAGCCGCUAUGGAGAAGCUAAGAGAGGUUGAAGAGGGCAUUGAGAACCUACAGCAGUUGCUCAAGGUCGCCGAUGACAAGAAGGCCGUCCUCGAGAACGAGAAACAGAUAUGCGAGGAUAGGAUGCUCCGAGCUGUUCGCCUCGUCGCCGGUCUCGGCGACGAACAAAAGCGCUGGAUCUCAACCGUCGCCAGCAUAAAGAUUGCCCUUCGGAAUGUAACCGGCGACAUACUUCUGUCCGCCGGCGCUGUCGCGUAUUUGACACCAUUCACCGACACUUAUCGAGAGCGGCUUCUGGGCUUGUGGUACUCGGUGCUGGGUGAGGGUGUUCCUCACACAGACGGAUGCACGCCUGUAACUACGCUCGGAAAUCCUGUCGAGAUUCGGAAGUGGCAGAUCGAUGGACUCCCCCGCGACGCUUUCUCAGUGGAGAACGCGGUGUUGGUUAUGAAUUCUAAACGCUGGCCACUUUUCAUCGAUCCCCAGGGUCAGGCAAACAAAUGGAUAAGGAACAUGGGAAAAAUCGGCUUGUCUGUGGUGAAGAUGAGCGACAUGGAUCUCAUACGGGUUUUGGAAGGGUGUGUUCGAUUCGGAAAGAGCUGCUUGAUAGAGAAUGUCGGAACGUCGUUGGAGGCGGCGUUAGAUCCGAUCCUGAAGAAUGCGUUGUUCAAGCAGGGGGGCCAAAUGGUCGUCAAGUUGGGUGACAGCGUCAUUCCGUACAACAGUGAUUUCCGGCUUUACAUGACGACGAAAUUGACGAAUCCCCAUUAUACCCCGGAAGUUGCGAUCAAGGUGCUACUAGUCAACUUUACUCUUACUGCCAGCGGUCUGUCGGAUCAGAUGCUUGCUCUUGUGGCGAUGCAGGAACGACCUGAUCUCGAGGAGGCACGAGGCGCUCUCGUUAUUGCUAGUGCGGAGAUGAAGCAGGAUUUGAAGGAAAUCGAAGACCGCAUACUUUAUCGACUCUCGAUUUCUGAAGGCUCUGCCGUUGAUGACAACGACCUCAUCGUUACGCUGGAGGCGUCCAAGAUCAAAAGUGAGGAGAUAAAGGAGAAAGUCGAGAAAGCUGAGAUAACUCAGGCAGAAAUAGACACCACCAGGAGCAUGUACAUUCCGGUCGCCAAUCGUGCUCGUAUUUUGUUCUUCUGUCUGUCUGACUUGCAGUACGUCGACAACAUGUAUCAGUAUUCGCUCGAGUGGUUCGUAAACAUAUUCAUCGCGAGCAUGACAGCUACGGAUAUAAGCAGUGACAUCCAGGUGCGAAUUUCGACCAUCAAUAUCCAUUUCACUUUCAAUUUGUUCUCCAACGUUUGCCGAAGCCUCUUUGAGAAACACAAACUGCACUUUGCAUUCCUGGUAUGCGUGAGGCUCAAAAUAGAUCAGAAUCUCAUCGACCCAAACGAGUGGAGAUUCUUGCUCUCUGGCGCUACGCCGUCGCAGCUGUUACCAAAUCCAUCGCCAGACUGGAUAUCGCCACGUUGUUGGAGGGAAAUCCAAUCGUUGCAAACACUGCCCAAGUUCAACAACUUCGUAGAUUCGUUCGUGAAAUUGAUGCCACAAUUCAAGACCGUAUUCGACGCUCAGGAGCCGCAGACGGUUCCGUUUCCCCAGCCGUGGAGAGACUCCCUUGACGACUUCCAGAAAAUGCUGGUUCUGAAAUGCCUGCGACCAGGAAAGCUCACCAACGCCAUGCAAAUGUACAUUGCGAAGUUCCUCGGCGCCCGCUUCGUCGAGCCCCAGACUACCGAGGUCUCCGCCAUGUACCAGGACUCUGAGCCGACGAUACCGCUAAUUUUCGUCCUUUCAACCGGUACCGACCCGGCUGCGGAUCUCUACAAAUUCGCGGACAGAUUGAAAAUGGGGAAAAAGUUGUACUCGAUAUCACUCGGUCAGGGCCAAGGGCCCAGGGCGGAGUUGAUGCUGAAGCAGUCAACCGAAGUUGGGAACUGGCUCUUCUUUCAAAAUUGCCACCUCGCGCCCAGCUGGAUGCCCAGACUCGAGACCCUCGUGGACGAGCUUUCUCCCGAGAGUACGCAUCGUGACUUUCGAUUAUGGCUCACUUCCUUGCCCUGCGCUCAUUUUCCAGUCAGCAUUCUGCAGAACUGUAGCAAAAUCACCGUCGAACCACCCCGAGGCGUCAAGGCGAACAUGCUGCGCGCCUACCUCACUCAAGUCAUGGAACUGGAAGAUCACCUCAACCUUGAAGAAUCGAAGAUACCCGACUUCAAGUACAUGCUGUUCGCGCUCUGCAUGUUUCACGGCACUCUCCUCGAGAGACGGAAAUUCGGUCCUCUGGGCUUCAACAUCCCCUACGAGUUCACAAACGGAGAUCUCACCAUCUGCAUAUCCCAGCUCCGCAUGUUCCUCGCUGAGUAUUCGGACCUGCCGUUCAAGGUGCUCACUUACACCGCCGGCCACAUCAAUUACGGGGGCAGAAUAACGGACGACUGGGAUCGUCGAUGCGUGUUGACCAUUCUGGAGGAUUAUUACAGGAAAGAAGUUGCCUCGCCGACUUACGAGUUCGACGCCAAGGGCUUUUAUCAUCAGCUUCCAGGCGACACCCCGUUUGCCGAUUACGUAACGUACAUAAAAACUUUCCCCCUAAACGACGAUCCGUCCCUGUUCGGGCUCCACGAAAACGCGGACAUCAGCUACGCCCAGGCGGAGACUUUCGCGUGUCUCGAUACUCUCCUGGCACUCCAGCCGAAAGAAGUGGGUGGCUCCGCAGCGAGCAGCACGGAGGACGUUUCCUCCAAACGAGCUAGGGAUAUUUUGGAAGAGCUUCCCCCCCUCUUUAACCUCCACGAUUUUUAUGAAAAGUAUCCGGUCCUCUACGAGGAGUCUCUUAACACCGUUCUCUACCAAGAAGCGAAACGGUACAACGGUCUACUGCAGGAGUUAAUCGUGUCCUUGAACGACCUUCUCAAAGCGCUCAGAGGACUCGUCGUGAUGUCGGAAAGGUUGGAAACCAUGUCGGGCAGCCUCUUCAACAAUAAGGUGCCAAAGAUCUGGGCGGAUAAGGGUUACCCAUCCCUCAAGCCUCUCGGUGCCUGGGUCAUCGAUCUAAAAGAGAGGAUAAAGUUCAUCAUGGAAUGGUACAACAGCGGAAUUCCCCCAGCUUUUUGGAUAUCUGGGUUUUACUUUCCUCAGGCAUUCCUGACUGGAACCCUGCAGAAUUUCGCUCGCAGAUACGCUAUCUCCAUCGACGCAAUCGACUUCGGCUUUGUGGUCCUGUCCAGUAAACCGAAACAAAAACCAAAAGACGGAUGCGCCAUUUACGGACUAUUCCUCGAAGGCUGUCGAUGGGGUGGCACAGCCCUAGCGGAAUCAUUACCCAAGGAACUUUAUACCGAUAUGCCCACGAUAAUGCUGAUCCCCGAGGAAAAUCACCAACACCCUGAUCGAGGAGUCUACGAUUGUCCAGUCUAUAAAACUAUGACUCGAGCUGGGACCCUGAGUACCACAGGACAUUCGACUAACUUUGUACUGUCCAUAGAAGUACCUAGCCUAAGGCCUCAAGCUCACUGGAUAAAACGAGGAGUCGCCCUGCUCUGCGCACUCGACUAUUGAGGGUGGAAAUCCUCCGUCACUCCUAUCGCUUAAGAGUUUCAGUUGAGUGAAAAAACUUUCCACUCAGAUUCUUUGUCGGGUGUUACUUUUGUUCUCAAGUUUCUGUACACCCCGAAAA
Molecule: messenger RNA, 12361 nt
Organism: Neodiprion virginianus
Lineage: Eukaryota; Metazoa; Arthropoda; Insecta; Hymenoptera; Diprionidae
Product: dynein axonemal heavy chain 1-like
Exons: 58
Coding region: 1-12243 (4080 amino acids)
Biological process (GO): microtubule-based movement
Cellular component (GO): dynein complex
Molecular function (GO): ATP hydrolysis activity; dynein intermediate chain binding; dynein light intermediate chain binding
Source: RefSeq, a predicted model, not a curated record